CCAAUAUUUCCUUGGCGCUGCGAGAUAACGGCAAUCGUACCGUACUGGUGGGUUUGGUGUCGCGGGGCUCCGUCGUUUUCGGAGCUUCUUCUGAGCGGACAACGAUUCUACCAUAUUAAAAACCCAGCCAACCUCGAAUCAGGAGAGUAAUAGAUUAGGGAAAUAAACGGGAGAGCGUGUGCGUGAGAGGGAAGGGUUUAGGGUUCCGACAGCCAUAGGCCCUCCGGAGGACAAAGCCGGCGAGGCCCGGCCGGCCGAAGAGGGUUCGUCUCAAGCUGAGAUGACGGCUGCCGGCGGCGACGGACGCCGCAUCUCGACUGUCCUCAUCAUCAUAGCGAUGCAGACGGAGGCGCUUCCCCUCGUGAACAAGUUCCAGCUCUCUGAGGACACCGAUGGAUCCCUGUUUCCUACAGGUGUUCCAUGGAUUAGAUAUCACGGUUUAUACAAAGAAUUGCAUAUAAAUUUAGUCUGGCCAGGGAAAGAUUCAGUUCUGGGAGUUGAUAGUGUAGGCAUGAUAUCAGCAUCUCUUGUCACAUAUGCUUCCAUUCAAGCAUUGAACCCAGACCUCAUCAUUAAUGUGGGCACUGCUGGUGGCUCUAGGGCAAAAGGAGCAUGUGUUGGGGAUGUGUACCUUGCAUCUAAUGUUGCUUUUCAUGAUAGAAGGAUACCAAUCCCUGUUUUUGAUAUGUAUGGAAUUGGAUCUCGGCGUACCUUCUCUACUCCUAAUCUUCUAAAAGAACUCAACUUGAAGGUGGGAAAAUUGUCUACUGGUGACUCCUUGGAUAUGUCACCGCAGGAUGAAGCAUCAAUCCUGGCAAAUGACGCUACAAUUAAAGAUAUGGAGGGAGCAGCAGUGGCAUAUGUGGCUGACUUACUGUCUGUCCCAGCAAUCUUUGUUAAAGCUGUAACAGACAUUGUUGAUGGAGCGAAGCCCACUUCAGAGUUCUUACAAAACUUGGUUACCGUAACUGCUGCACUGGACCAGGCUGUUAGCCAGAAGAACCUGGUGGCAAAGCUGAUUUCCAGACUCACCGAGGGGCAUAUUCUGUUGUUGAUGGGAUCUACUGGGAUUUUCUUGCUUGGGAACACUGGCUGGUGAACUACAUGAUUUUGUUUAAGUUGGAUGAUCAAGCUGUCUUUUGAUAUAUGCCAUUUAAUAAAGGGGAGUAAAAUUGCUUUUUAUUAGACAAAUGGGAUUAAAUUCUUGUAUUAUAAAAUUCUCCUUUCAUAGCUUUAAUUUUCAGAGUAUCCACUUGCAGAGUUGGUCGUUUCUUGUAUUGAUACAAGUUAUCUUUGUUCAAUUCUGUUGCUGUGCCUCUCUUCCUAGAUGGUGAGGUAGUAGGACAAUGCAGAUCACCUGCCAAGCUAGAGUAGUUGAGUAUUGGUCUGGACUUUGAGGAUUUGCAAGAAAAUCUGCACAUAUCAGAAAAAAAGGUGGAGGUUCUUCAAUGAGGGAUCUUUCGAUGGUUAAGUCAGAAAGUGUUAGGGGGAGAGCAAUGAAAAAAAGAUGAUGAGAGUGCAUGGAGUAUUUAGAAUCCUUUUUUUUUCUCUUAUCCUUUAUUUUUAUAGAAAAGUUUGCUAGGUAGUUAAUACUUGUCAGAAUUGGAGUAGAGGCUGUUAGAGCCAGAGUAGUGGGUGUCGGCAAGUUGUUACAGGACCGGCCAUCUAUGUUUAGAGAAGUGGUGAAUUAUUGCAACAGAAUGUCAAUUCAUCAGUGAUUAUCUAUGGUUUCUAAUCCGUAGACUAGUUUGUAGGAAUUAUAAUGUAGUUUGUAGAGAUUUGAGGUGGCGAUGAGGUCAGGUCGGCUAAAAGUUGGUGACAUUGAUUUCAUCUAAGAACCGACCUAAUGUGAUCAGCCAUCUGCCAAUGACAUCGUUAAUGCAUAGGGCAUGCAUCUCAGGUCAUCCUCAUUAUGAUGUCAGAUAUCUAUCAUGUCUUCAAAGAUCGGACAUCAUCAGGUGGGUCAAUUUUGGUUCAAUACUUGUCCCCACUUCUCGGUAUGAAGUAUUUAGCAUUGGGAAGUAGUCCAUCACUUGACUUCCAUGGUGUGUGCUGCGGUGAGCUCCCACGUCUUUGCAAAGCUUCACUUUUCGGGUCGAAGAGGUUGAGCACCACUUCAGAGAUCAUUCGAUAUGAAGCGAGUUCGGCUCCUCAGAUAGUGUUCACAGUCAUUGGG
Messenger RNA from Elaeis guineensis (African oil palm), 2176 nucleotides. RefSeq names its product 5'-methylthioadenosine/S-adenosylhomocysteine nucleosidase. NCBI's taxonomy places the organism in Eukaryota, Viridiplantae, Streptophyta, Magnoliopsida, Arecales, Arecaceae. The record is from RefSeq and is a predicted model, not a curated record. Gene Ontology annotation, molecular function: methylthioadenosine nucleosidase activity. Gene Ontology annotation, biological process: nucleoside metabolic process.